This is a messenger RNA of Myotis myotis, 2054 nucleotides long. RefSeq names its product homeobox D13 (gene HOXD13). Gene Ontology annotation, molecular function: DNA-binding transcription factor activity, RNA polymerase II-specific; RNA polymerase II cis-regulatory region sequence-specific DNA binding. The coding region runs from base 126 to 1151 and encodes 341 amino acids. The transcript has 2 exons. The record is from RefSeq and is a predicted model, not a curated record. Gene Ontology annotation, biological process: regulation of transcription by RNA polymerase II. Lineage: Eukaryota; Metazoa; Chordata; Mammalia; Chiroptera; Vespertilionidae.
GAGGGCGAGAGGAAGAGGGCGGGAGCGCGAGAAGGAGAGAGAAAGGAGAGGAGGGAGGAGGCGCGCUGCGCCAUGGUGUCCUGCGCGGGGCCGGGGCCAGGGCCAGGGCCGGGCCAGGCCGGGCCAUGAGCCGCGCCGGGAGCUGGGACAUGGACGGGUUGCGGGCAGACGGCGGGGCCGCCGGGGCGGCCCCGGCCUCCUCUUCCUCCUCCUCCUCCGUGGCGGCAGCGGCGCCCGGCCAGUGUCGCGGCUUCCUCUCGGCGCCAGUGUUCGCCGGGACGCACUCCGGGCGCGCGGCGGCGGCGGCGGCGGCAGCGGCUGCUGCGGCGGCGGCGGCGUCUGGCUUCGCCUACCCUGGGACCUCUGAGCGCGCGGGCUCCGCCUCGUCGUCGUCCUCUUCGGCUGUGGUCUCAGCGCGCCCGGAGGCUCCCUCGGCCAAAGAGUGCCCUGCGCCCGGGGCGGCCGCUGCAGCGCCCCCGGGCGCCCCGGCUCUGGGCUACGGCUACCACUUCGGCAACGGCUACUAUAGCUGCCGCAUGUCGCACGGUAUGGGCUUACAGCAGAAUGCUCUCAAGUCGUCGCCGCACUCCUCGCUGGGAGGAUUCCCGGUGGAGAAGUACAUGGACGUGUCGGGCCUGGCAAGCAGCAGCGUACCGGCCAACGAGGUGCCGGCGCGAGCCAAGGAGGUGUCCUUCUACCAGGGCUACACGAGCCCCUACCAGCACGUGCCUGGCUACAUCGACAUGGUGUCUACCUUCGGCUCCGGGGAGCCUCGGCACGAGGCGUACAUCUCCAUGGAGGGCUACCAGUCCUGGACGCUGGCCAACGGGUGGAACAGCCAGGUGUACUGCGCCAAGGACCAGCCACAGGGCUCCCACUUUUGGAAAUCAUCCUUUCCAGGGGAUGUGGCUCUAAAUCAGCCAGACAUGUGUGUCUACCGUCGUGGGAGGAAGAAGAGGGUGCCCUACACCAAACUGCAGCUCAAAGAACUGGAGAACGAGUAUGCCAUUAACAAGUUCAUUAACAAGGACAAGAGGCGGCGGAUCUCGGCUGCCACGAACCUAUCCGAAAGACAAGUGACCAUUUGGUUUCAGAACCGGAGAGUGAAAGACAAGAAAAUCGUCUCCAAGCUCAAAGAUACUGUUUCCUGAUGUGGGCCAGAUUGGCCACAGAGGGUUUAAAUGCUUUCCGUUGUCUCCAAAAGACCUUUGGAAAGACUUGAAUAUGUAUUUAAUUCCCUCCACCCCCCUGCCAGUAAUGGCACAUUUUGUGAAUUGUUUUUCUCUCUUCCCCUUAUCUUGCUCUAAAACUUUUUGCUAUCCAACCUGACUUUGUAGUUCUGUUUCUGUUUCUUACUUGUUUAUUAUUGAUUUUGUUCUUUUCUAGGUUUGUUUUUUAUGACUUUUUAAUGUUCUGUUUCUCCCUCCAGGCCAGUAUAAAGGACUUGAAGUAUUUUUGAGUACCCUUCCCCGCCCCAAUGAAUUUCAGAAGUGACAUUCUGAUUUUAGGGAUUUAUUUUUUUAAAAUCACUUUAAAUGCCUGUUUCCAGCACUGAUUAUCUUCAUAAUCCAUUAGUGCAAAAAGUUUGUAGUCAUUCAUAUCCUGUGACUGGGUAAUUGAAUAAUUACCUCUCAGCAAUUGCCCUGAAGCAAGUGAAAACAGCUCUGGGCAGGCAGUGCUCUAGGGUCACUGGGAAUGUCUAAAGAGAGGAGGCUGGAGGUACUGUGAUGGCUUCAAAAGCCACCUUAUUAAAUAGAGUUUGUACUGAUAUUGGGAUGAAGACAAUCUAUUCGACUUUGGGUCUUUCACUUGCUGUUGUAGUUGUAUGUGUUUAAUACACCUUGUAGACAUGUGCUUUGAUAAUCUUUAAUUUGAAAAUAAUGUGUCCUCGUGGAUGCCUUUAUUACUCCAGCUCUAGAUGCAAAUAUUUCAAUGGCUGCAAUUGUCAGAGGUAUCUAAAUGUGGAUGACCUAAAUGCAACCCUCUCCUUGGCUUCCAGUCUAUGGGACUAGAAUUGAGGCCAUCUCCUCCAUCCCCAGAAAAAAAAAAAAAAA